Messenger RNA from Sphenostylis stenocarpa, 3876 nucleotides. The record is from the annotation of a GenBank genome assembly. Lineage: Eukaryota; Viridiplantae; Streptophyta; Magnoliopsida; Fabales; Fabaceae.
AUGAGUUCUGAUGAGUCCUUGCUUUUGGAAUCGGAUCCUCGUCCUGUGAUUCAUCACCGCCGAGGGAAAUCGGGUUCCCGAAGCUACCUCUGUGGCCAUGGUUCCUUCUCGUCUCCCAUGUUCGACGUGGCUCUGGAGAGCUGCGAUUUGGAUGUGAAAGAGCGAGACAAGGAGGUUGUGUUGUCUAGCGAUCGUAGCUUCCUCACUCCAUCGUUUAGUAACAGUAAUAUCUCUGAGAGGUGUGUUGUUGAGUCGCAGUUCCCCUGGCAGUUUCCCUUGGAAUGCCCCACGCGCGAGAGGAGGCGCUCGGCAUCGUGGGGUGCAAUGGAGCUGCAUGGUGCUGAUAACCGGAGCUUGCCCUUUGAGAUAUCCGGAGCUUCGUCUCAUGUGCAGGAUAGGUUGAGUAGUAAAUCGCAGAGGAUUAGGCAGAAGAGUGUGCAGUUUGAGGAUCCUGCUUUUCAGGAGGAUGGUGCUAGGUUGAUCUAUAUCAAUGAUCCCAGGAAGACCAACGACAAGUAUGAGUUCACCGGGAAUGAGAUCCGAACUAGUAGAUACACCUUUGUUACCUUUUUGCCCAAGAAUCUUUUCAUUCAGUUUCAUAGGGUUGCGUAUCUGUAUUUCCUUGCUAUUGCUGCGCUGAAUCAGCUUCCUCCUCUGGCUGUGUUUGGGAGGACUGUGUCUCUUUUCCCUCUGUUGUUUGUGCUCUGUGUCACGGCUAUUAAGGAUGGCUAUGAGGAUUGGCGGCGGCACAGGUCAGAUCGCAAUGAAAACAACCGGGAGUCUCUAGUGUUUCAGUCCGGCGAUUUCCGAUCAAAGAAGUGGAAAAAAAUACAAGCUGGGGAGGUUGUUAAGAUCUUUGCCGAUGAGACUAUUCCGGCUGAUAUGGUCUUGUUGGGGACGAGUGAUCAAAGUGGGCUUGCCUAUAUUCAGACAAUGAAUUUGGAUGGAGAGUCAAAUCUGAAGACAAGGUAUGCUAGGCAGGAAACAGCUUCAGCGGUUGCUUCGGAAUCUUGUGAUGUUUUUGGGGUAAUUAGGUGUGAGCAACCGAACCGGAAUAUUUAUGAGUUCACUGCCAACAUGGAGUUCAAUGGACAUAAAUUUUCCCUUAGCCAGUCAAACAUUGUUCUGCGUGGGUGCCAGCUAAAGAACACGGAUUGGAUAAUUGGUGUUGUAGUUUAUGCAGGACAGGAAACAAAAGCAAUGCUGAACAGUGCAGCAUCUCCUUCCAAGAGAAGCAGACUGGAAAGUUACAUGAACAGAGAAACCCUUUGGUUGUCUGUUUUUCUUUUUAUCAUGUGUUUGGUUGUGGCCAUUGGGAUGUGUCUUUGGCUGGUACGGCACAAUAACCAGCUUGAUACCUUACCUUACUACAGAAAAAGAUACUUCACCAAUGGUCCGGAUAAUAGAAAGAGAUACAAGUAUUAUGGGAUUCCGAUGGAAGCAUUUUUCUCCUUUUUGAGUUCUGUUAUAGUGUUUCAGAUAAUGAUACCAAUAUCUCUUUACAUCACAAUGGAGUUGGUUCGAUUGGGUCAGUCAUACUUCAUGAUCGAAGACAGGGACAUGUAUGAUGCCAGCUCGGGGUCAAGGUUCCAGUGUCGAUCAUUAAACAUAAACGAAGAUUUGGGUCAAAUACGCUAUGUUUUUUCAGACAAGACUGGAACGCUAACAGAAAACAAAAUGGAAUUCAGGAGGGCUAGUGUACAUGGGAAGAACUAUGGGAGCUCCUUGCCUAUGGUUGAUAAUACAGCUGCCGCUGAUGUUACUCCUCCUAAACGCAGAUGGAAGCUCAAAUCUGAAAUUGCAGUUGAUUCUGAACUGAUGAUAAUGUUGCAGAGUAACUCAAAUAAAGAAGAAAAAAUUGCUGGUCAUGAGUUUUUUCUUACACUAGCUGCUUGUAACACUGUAAUCCCUAUAGUUGGUGAUGAUGGAUUUUCCAGUUGUGGAGCUAAUGAAUUAAAUGAAGAUAAUAGACACGUUGAUUACCAGGGAGAAUCCCCUGAUGAACAAGCUCUAGUUUCUGCAGCCUCUGCAUAUGGAUAUACACUUUUUGAACGUACAUCAGGACAUAUUGUUAUUGACGUCAACGGUGAGAAACUCAGAUUGGAUGUAUUGGGUCUUCAUGAGUUUGAUAGUGUGCGAAAGAGAAUGUCUGUUGUCAUUCGAUUUCCUGACAAUGCGGUAAAGGUGUUAGUCAAAGGUGCUGAUACUUCAAUGUUUAGCAUUUUGGAAAAUGGCAGUGCGAGUAACAAUAAUAUAUGGCAUACAACCCAGAGCCAUUUGAAUGAAUAUUCUUCACAAGGUUUGCGCACUCUUGUAAUUGCCUCCAGGGAUCUUUCCGAUGCUGAACUUGAGGAGUGGCAAAGCCGGUAUGAAGAGGCAAGCACUUCGUUGACUGACAGAGCUACUAAACUACGGCAAACAGCAGCUCUUAUAGAAAGCAAUUUAAAGUUACUUGGAGCAACUGGAAUUGAGGACAAGCUACAGGAGGGUGUACCCGAAGCCAUUGAAUCUCUACGGCAAGCUGGAAUCAAGGUCUGGGUUCUUACUGGUGAUAAGCAAGAGACAGCAAUUUCAAUUGGUCUUUCUUGCAAACUUCUUACUGGAGAUAUGCAGCAGAUUAUUAUAAAUGGCACUUCCGAGGUCGAAUGUAGAAAUCUUUUGGUGGAUGCUAAAUCCAAAUAUGGUGUGAAAUCUUCAAGUGGAGGUCGUCGGAAUUUGAAACACAAAACUAAUGCUGGGCAUGGCGAUCUUGAUAUUCCCAAUGGUUUUCCCAAAUGGAAUCCUGGAAAGGAAGAGGGAAGUAUUGCUCCAUUGGCACUGAUAAUUGAUGGAAACAGUUUGGUUUAUAUUUUGGAGAAGGAACUGGAGUCAGAGCUUUUCGACCUAGCAACUUCCUGCAGGGUUGUGCUGUGCUGUCGUGUUGCACCCUUGCAAAAGGCAGGAAUUGUUGAUCUGAUCAAAAGCCGGACAGAUGAUAUGACACUGGCCAUAGGUGAUGGGGCCAAUGACGUGUCAAUGAUCCAAAUGGCAGAUGUUGGUGUAGGAAUAUGUGGGCAGGAAGGGCGCCAAGCAGUGAUGGCAUCAGAUUUUGCUAUGGGACAGUUUCAGUUUUUGAAAAAAUUACUUCUGGUUCAUGGGCACUGGAAUUAUCAGCGUGUUGGUUAUUUAGUUCUUUACAACUUCUACCGGAAUGCUGUCUUCGUAUUGAUGUUAUUUUGGUAUAUAUUAUGCACGGCUUUUUCUACAACUUCUGCGUUGACAGAUUGGAGUAGUGUUUUCUAUUCUGUGAUAUACACAUCUGUUCCUACUAUUAUUGUUGGUAUUCAGGACAAGGACUUGAGUCAUCGGACACUAUUGCAGUAUCCAAAACUGUAUGGUUCAGGUCACAGACAGGAAGCUUACAAUAUGCAAUUAUUUUGGAUCACAAUGAUUGACACUGUAUGGCAGAGCCUUGUUCUUUUCUACAUCCCAUUGUUUACAUAUAAGGACAGUUCAAUUGACAUAUGGAGCAUGGGCAGUUUGUGGACGAUUGCAGUUGUUAUCCUUGUAAAUGUACACCUUGGUAUGGACAUCAACCGUUGGGUAUUGAUUACUCAUGUUGCUAUCUGGGGAUCGAUAAUCAUUACAUACGGUUGCAUGGUGAUAUUGGAUUCUAUACCUGUCUUUCCCAAUUACUGGACUAUUUAUCAUCUGGCAAGUUCCCCUACAUAUUGGAUAACAAUUUUGCUUAUAAUUAUUGUGGCAUUGCUCCCUCGCUUUAUUUGCAAAGUUGUCUAUCAAAUUUUUUGGCCUUCAGACAUCCAGAUAGCUAGAGAAGCUGAGUUAAUGAGAAAGCGACAUAGUCAUUUGCAGCCAAGGCAACAAGUUUCAAGUUAA